Messenger RNA from Phytophthora sojae, 4236 nucleotides. RefSeq lists its product as hypothetical. The transcript has 5 exons. The record is from RefSeq and is a predicted model, not a curated record. The coding region runs from base 1 to 4236 and encodes 1411 amino acids. Gene Ontology annotation, biological process: dephosphorylation. NCBI's taxonomy places the organism in Eukaryota, Oomycota, Peronosporomycetes, Peronosporales, Peronosporaceae. Gene Ontology annotation, molecular function: metal ion binding; phosphatase activity.
AUGCUGUCGUCGGCCAAGUCCAUGGACGACGAGGCGGCGCGGAUGGCGGUGCUGCGCGACCCGAAGCGCAUGGCGGCGCUGCUGGUUCGCGCCUUCUCCUCCUCCAUGGCGGACGAUUCGGACGCCGCGCAGCGAGAGCGCGCGCACGAGGAAGAUGAGAACGAGGACAAGCCGCUGGACGAGGAGGAGCUCGAGGCGGCGGCCACGGCGCUGCAGACGGCCACGCGUAUCGUGGAGGAGCUGCGGCUCAAGAUGCUGCUGAAGGAGGGGCAGCAGCAGCAGCAACAGCAGCAAGGCAACAACAAUGACAACGAGCCGCCCUUUUCGUCGGUUGGUUCGGUCGUGAUGACGCCGCCGCUGGCACCUCGCUCGGAGAAAUGUCCGUCGACAAGUGAAGGCCCCGGUGUGCCCGUGCCACGUGCUCGUGUACGAUAUAACUCAGGUUGUCAAAGUUGCGGCAAAUCGUUCAACCCGUUCAACCGCGCUAAGAACUGCACGGCAUGUGGCUACGCCUUCUGCCCGAAAUGCUCGUCGAAGAACAUGGUGCUGCCGUCAUGCUUUGGCCAUCAGGAUGAGUCCGUGCGCACCUGUGAUCUCUGUGUGAAGUGGCUCCAGAAGGCGCUGGACACAUACUUUGACGCUAUGGAGAUGGCGAAAACCCACGAUCAAGAUUCGACGGUCCAUCGAGGUAGUAUGGGCGAGAUUAUGAUCGAGGAAAAACCGCGGGCCAUGUCGGUCAACAACAGUUCGGUACCUGUGAGUGACGGAGUGCUGUCGGUCAUAACACGGCAACGCUCGUCUGUUUCAUCGCCUGAUCCUGUUCCAAGCUGUCCCAAUGAAGAAGACGCAGAAGACGGUGCUGAUAGAGAGGAACAGCGCGCUGCUUCGUCUUCCACGACGUCAACAUCAGCUUCGACAUCAAGGCGACGCCAUCGCCAUGGGUCAAUAUCGUCUACCCCGUCUCCGUCAAUGAACAAGAACAAGCCCUGGUUUAGCGGCCAUUUACGCGCGAUCCAUGUGAAUGACAGGCUUCCUCGAAAGAAGAAGGUCCGAGGUGAGAGUGAGUGUGACAACGAAAACAAUAGUCCGGAGCUGAGAUCGCGGAGGAGCCGUUUAGGUAGCGUGGCGAAAGCGCGACGCUCCAAGUUUUCGAGAUCAGCGAGCUUUGAUCUUACGAAUCUGCAGGCCGCUGCAUCCCCCGAUUCGUCAUCUGGAUCUCCAGCUAUGAAACGUUGCCAUACCUUUGGUCCUGAUGAAGCGAGAAGCAUUGCUGCUGAUGCAUUUGAUGACAGUGAUAUUGUGGAUGAACGUGCGCAGAUCGACUCACCGGAAGUGAAGAUGAAAAGUGAAGCAAAACUAUCUGCGGCUGUGUUGCGCUUUGCGGUUUACGAAAUGGGUGCGAAAGAGAACGCGGGUCUUCGUCGCACGUUUGGCUUUACGAAAGCUAACCCAGUGCUGGACCGGUAUACUUUGGAGCUUGAUUGUCGCCAGCGUAUCGUGCGAGCGAAGUCGGUGUUCAUGCAUCGCUUCUGGUCGUUCCACUGCGAUUCUGUUCAAUCGUUUGUAUUCGGGUCUUCAGAAGGAAUGGCACGUCUCAUUGUGUUUAAUGGCGGGCAGGGCAACCAGUCUCUCGAGUUAAAAUUUGCGAAUGAUGACGAAAGAGAGCAAUUCAAGCAAGCGAUGGAUAGCUGCAGGUCAACAAACCUGGACCGGAUGCGUGGAUUUGCUUUGGGAGCUGCGAUGUCACUUCCUGUGCGCCCGGAGCUUCCUCCAUCUCCUGUGCCAGACAACCUGCAGUCGCCGCUAAUACCCCCUCAGCCGAGCACCACGUUUUCAGGAGAUACGUCAACGUCGAUUGAGUCGGAGCUGGGACUGGUUCGCGAUACAGGCGGCAAAAAUUCUGUUGAUUCCCCCGUUUUACAAUCCAUCCAUGUGCCACUUUUGCCUGGGGAGGUGGUGGUGAAAGACACUGAGCUUCCAGUAACACUGCUAAUCGGUCCAGCCAGCGAAACCUUUGAAUCAACUCUCGUGUGGGGGCGUCUGAGAGGCAAGGUAGCCGUGACAAAUUACCGGGUGAUGUUCAUUCCAUUCGACCGAGUGCGAGCGAUUCAGCCACGGUGUGGUGGGCAAGGCGGAAUCGCAUACAUACCAUUAUUUGCUAUUACGAACACCCAGCUACUUUAUCCUGGAGGACGGCGAACAAAGUCUGGACGCACUUACUACGCAGGGAUGACAGGCUCUGCAUCAAUCAUCUCCAUCAGCUGCAAGGACAUUCGUGUUUUGCGAUUCCAGUUGGACACCCAUCCUUCCGUGUCGGACGAUCACGCGCACAAGUUACGGGCAACUAUUGCGAAGAUGGCCGAUGCGUCUCAGCGAUACACUGUCGUAGAACGGGGCAGCUCUUCACGAACGAGCUCUCCAGGUCUUGCUCCCUUAUCUAGUACGACAAGUGGCACCGAUACACCGCCCGAGAAGGAUGGUGACGCCAGCGGUUCUUGGCAGGAGCCUUCCUCUGUGCUUGGCCAUGCCAUGUCGCGAACUCCUGCAUAUGCAGCAUCACCAGUCCUUCGCCCUGAUCGGCUUCUGGCAAUUCCUCGCGAAAUUAGCGGAUCUUUCGCAUUUUCAUACUUGAUCGAUGGUGUGUCUGCUGAUCAGAACGGCUGGAAUAUCUUUGUGGACGAACGUGAAUUUAAGCGCCAGAUUGGCGGCGAUCCAGCAGUCUCACCGUUCCUGAAGUUCUACAAGAAUGACAGAGGCAACAUUUGCAAGUCCUAUCCGUCAAAGUUGCUUCUUCCAGCCUCCAUGAACUCCUCGACGCUGGCCAAAGUGGCUGAUUUCCGGGCGAAAAACCGAUUACCUGUGAUCACCUAUUACCAUCGCCGCAAUCGGUGUGUCUUGACUCGUUCCAGCCAACCACUGCUGGGAAGUUUGCUUUCGGGAAGUUCAAACGUGUCUGACCAGCUGCUCUUGGGAGUGUAUCGCCGACUUCCAGACAUCAUCAAAAACCAGUCGCAAUCGUCGACUUCAUCGCGGCCGAUUUACAUUUUUGAUGCGCGAAAGCCGAAGGCCUCCACCGGUAACCGGCUUAUGGGCAAAGGAGGCGUUGAGACACCGCAAGAUUAUCCAGGCGCCGUCGUCCACCAUCUCAACAUCGCCAACAUGUAUCGGAUGCAGUCUUCCUUCAUGGGUUUGAUGAAGCUGUUCUUGCCUGGCGGCAUCGAGGAUGCCGAUCGCACGUGGCUAUCGAGUGUGGAGUCGACGAGGUGGCUGGACCAUGUGCGCCUUGUGCUGGAUGGCGCGCUGAAGAUCGCUCGUGUGCUGGAGUUAGAAGGAGCGUCCGCGCUGGUGCAUUGCAGUGAUGGCUGGGACCGCACGCCUCAGUUGUGUGCUUUGGCGCAGUUGAUGAUUGACCCGUACUUCAGAACAAUCCGUGGCUUCGCAACUCUCGUAGAAAAAGAUUGGCUAGCGUUUGGACACAAGUUCGCUGAGCGCACCUCUGGAGACCGCAACCGCGACCCGCAGCGCAACAAAGCAUCCCCCAUCAUGUUCCAGUUCAUUGACGCCGUGUGGCAGAUGCAACGCCAGUAUCCCCGUUCGUUCGAGUUCAACGAGCGCUUUUUAUUGCACCUGGCAAACGCGAUGACCUCGGGUCUCUACGGGACGUUCCUGUACGAUACGAGGCUUCAACGAGACGUGAACGAAGUCAAGUACAACAGCGUCUCUGUUUGGACACCCGUGCUGAUGCAGCCGUCGCUGUACACAAACAGCGACUACGAAAUGUACGACGGUCCUAUCUGGCCCUGGGUUAGCUGCAAAAUGAUUCGUCUGUGGGACAACUACUUCUUCCAAUGGCACCCCAAGUUUUAUAAGUGCGAGUGGGCAUGCAACUUGGUCUACCAUGGCCCUUCAAGCUCGCGUGGUAACACCAGCGAGAACGGGGACGGUGUCAGCGACAGUGGAGAGGAACUGAACGAGACACCGCACAUGCAAACCCCACUUGUUAGGGACCCGCCAGCUUUGGAUCUACUGGCGACACCAAUAACUUCCGCCAUCACUGAAGAUGACAACGAAGUACCGACAAUUAGUCUGUCGUCGGAAGAGGGCGACACCGACGGCAAGCGAUCCCGUACCUCUAGUGGAACGUACACGCGGAAAGCCUCGAGGCGAAACCUUUUUGGACUUAACCGCGGGAUUCGCCAGCGAGCGCAAAGUGAAGAAAAAGGUGAAACGUGCUAG